This is a messenger RNA of Heteronotia binoei (common prickly gecko), 4093 nucleotides long. It is a transcript of the gene DGCR8, whose product is annotated as DGCR8 microprocessor complex subunit. Gene Ontology annotation, biological process: primary miRNA processing. The record is from RefSeq and is a predicted model, not a curated record. The coding region runs from base 524 to 2842 and encodes 772 amino acids. Lineage: Eukaryota; Metazoa; Chordata; Lepidosauria; Squamata; Gekkonidae. Gene Ontology annotation, molecular function: double-stranded RNA binding; primary miRNA binding; heme binding. Gene Ontology annotation, cellular component: microprocessor complex. The transcript has 14 exons.
GGGGAGAGAGGCGCUUUUAGGAACGAGACGUUUAAAGAUGGCGGCGGCGCAGGGCGAGCGGCUGGUCUGAGGGGGGCAAAGCUGAGGCGGCUGAGGAAGAGCGAAAGAACCGAAGACGCCUCCGGCGCGUUCCUUCCCCUCGCCUCGGAUAGGUGGCGGGCGGAGGCAGCUACAAAACUAAUCAAAACAAAAAGGGGCGAGCCGUAGAGGAGCGACUGCAGGGGAACUCCGGGCAUGGCCCAGGUUGAAAGAAGACAAGGACACCUGCAUGCGGCCAGUGAAGAUGCUCUGUACUUCGACUUCAGCUAUUUAAGCUGAAUGCAUUGUGAUUUCCAGUAAUUGAGACAGUGAUUCUGAAAGCUGUCUACAUUAAUGAAAAGAACAAUGUAGUCAGCUUAACUGAAUCAUCAGUGUUGCAUAUUGAAUAGAGCAUGACAAAAACCUUUCCUGAUGGACUUCUGCAUGUUAGGAAUAUAGAUUAUAUACUUUAAAGCCUUGUUUUUUUUAAAAAAACGUUUUAAUUAUGGAGACGUAUGAAAAUGCACCUCCCCUUCCAAAAGAGCCAGCAACAGAAGUGAAUGUGGAGAAUGAUUCUUGUCCCCCACCACUGCCGCCUAAUGAACAGCCUCCACCACCUCCCCUGCAAACGUCCAGUGACGCAGAGGUAAUGGACGUUGGCUCUGGUGGUGAUGGACAGUCAGAUACCCCUGCUGGGGACGCGCACAUUGUCAGCAGAACGCAGCUUCUCACAAAGGGAUCUUCAUGCUACAAAAGUCGUCUUAUUGUAGAGCCUAAUAGCGACCAAAGUCCAAGAACUGCUCGUCAUGCGCCUUCAGUUAGAAAGUUCACCCCUGAUCUUAAGUUGCUUAAAGAUGUGAAGAUUAGUGUUAGCUUUACAGAAAGCUGCAAAAGCAAAGACAGAAAAGUUCUGUACACUGGAGCUGAGCAAGGUUAUGAGACAGAUUCAGGUUUAGGUGUUAAUAAUGUCAAUGGUGAUAUGCAUGUUUGUCCUUUUGGGGGUAGUAAUGGUCAAGCUGUUCGGGUAGCUGGUGAAACCGACGACAAAAAAGAUGAUGAGAAUGAUGUAGAUCAAGAAAAGCGAGUGGAGUAUGCAGUUCUGGAUGAUUUAGAAGACUUUACUGACAACUUGAUGGAAAUAGAUGAAGAAGGAGGGUUUACAUCUAAAGCGAUUGUUCAGAGUGACAAAGUGGAUGAAGAGACCUUGAACUAUUCUUAUGAGGAUGAAUUUGAUAAUGAUGUGGAUGCUCUGCUGGAAGAGGGCCUUUGUGUUCCCAAGAAAAGGAGAAUUGAUGAGAAAUAUGCAGGGGAGAGUGACCAUCAGUCUGAUGGGGAGACAAGUGUGCAACCCAUGAUGACCAAAAUAAAAACUGUUCUUAAAAGCCGUGGCCGCCCUCCUACAGAGCCCUUGCCUGAUGGAUGGAUCAUGACAUUCCAUAACUCAGGCAUUCCUGUAUAUCUCCACAGAGAAUCCAGAGUUGUUACCUGGUCCAGACCUUACUUCUUGGGAACAGGAAGUAUAAGGAAACAUGACCCUCCUUUGAGUAGCAUUCCUUGUUUGCAUUACAAGAAGAUGAAGGAGAACGAGGAACGGGAACAAAAUAAUGACAUAACACCAAAUGGCGAAGUAUCACCUAUAAAACUCAUGGAUAAGUCUUUAGAAUCAGAGUGCCAAGCAGAGGAGCCAGACUCCACGGGUGCUGAUUCAGGGACUUUAGAUGAGAAAGACCCUUCUGGGGGAGAUGCAGCACAAGGAGCCUUAGGUCAAGUUAAGGCCAAAGUGGAAGUGUGCAAAGACGAAUCAGUAGACCUGGAAGAUUUUAGACAUUACCUUGAAAAGCGUUUUGAUUUUGAGCAAGUAACUGUAAAAAAGUUCAGAACCUGGGCAGAGAGGCGGCAGUUCAACCGUGAGAUGAAGAGAAAACAGGCAGAGUCUGAGCGGCCCAUUCUACCAGCCAAUCAAAAGCUGAUUACUUUGUCUGUACAAGAUGCACCUACAAAGAAAGAAUUUGUUAUUAAUCCCAAUGGGAAGUCUGAAGUUUGCAUCCUGCAUGAAUAUAUGCAACGGGUCCUAAAGGUUCGCCCUGUUUACAUUUUCUUUGAAUGUGAGAAUCCAAGUGAGCCUUUUGGAGCCUCUGUUGUUAUUGAUGGAGUGACGUAUGGAGCGGGAACUGCAAGCAGCAAAAAACUUGCCAAGAAUAAAGCUGCCCGAGCAACACUGGAAAUCCUCAUUCCUGACUUUGUUAAGCAGACCUCUGAGGAGAAGCCCAAAGACAGUGAAGAACUAGAGUAUUUUAACCAUAUCAGUAUUGAGGACUCACGGGUAUAUGAACUGACCAGUAAAGCUGGACUCUUGUCUCCAUAUCAAAUCCUUCAUGAGUGCCUUAAAAGAAACCAUGGAAUGGGUGAUACAUCCAUAAAGUUUGAAGUGAUUCCUGGUAAAAAUCAGAAGAGUGAAUACGUCAUGACAUGUGGGAAGCACACAGUACGUGGCUGGUGUAAAAAUAAGAGAGUUGGAAAACAGUUGGCAUCUCAGAAAAUCCUACAGCUGCUUCACCCACAUGUGAAAAACUGGGGCUCGUUAUUGCGCAUGUAUGGUAGAGAGAGCAGUAAGAUGGUGAAACAGGAAACGUCCGAUAAAAGUGUGAUAGAGCUUCAGCAGUAUGCCAAAAAGAACAAGCCAAAUCUACACAUUCUGAACAAGUUACAGGAAGAAAUGAGGAAGCUGGCGCAAGAAAGGGAGGAAACACGAAAGAAGCCCAAGAUGACGAUUGUAGAAUCAGCUCAACCUGGUAGCGAGCCUCUCUGCACAGUGGACGUGUGACCAGAAAACAUAAAACAGUUGGGGAGCAAUAAACAAGUGGCAAGAGCUAGUUUUUUCCAACUAUUAUUUAAGAAUUGGUUUGCUUCAGAAUGCAAAAUAAUGUAAUAGUCCAGGCUGCUUCAAAUAUGCAUUGUUUUUCAUCAGGGCAAUAGUACUUUGAGUUUUUUCUUUAGCUUUUCACCUCUGAGAGAUACACUUAACACAAGAGAGCAAAAAUCUCUGCUUGAACCAAUGCACAGAGGGGCAAACAGGCACAUACAGAGGAUAAGCUGAAGCAAUGCCCCCCCCCCAGUUAUACAUGCUGUCUUGAAUGGAUGUGUUUAAGUAUGAAAUUCAGAAUGUCUAUAUAAAUGGUGGAAUGAAUGUAUUAAGAUAGGAGUAUAACUGUACAUGCUCUUGUAUGAACAUGCUGUCAACUGUUUUUCAGAAGAGCUCUGCUGCCUUUCAGCACAUAACAUGCACUGAUAAAGACACUUUUUGACAACUGCGUUGAAAAAGUAAUGUUCCUCUUGCCAGAAAGGUUAGGCGAGUAGCACAGCUUUCUUGUACUGCGGCAAGCUUUAGAUUUCUGACAUCCUUAAAGAGGAAGGGUACCCAACAGCAGUAAGUCCACCUUUUAACUGGGGUAUCUCCCCCUCCCCCUUUCUAAAGCAUAGGAAGCCAUGCUUGUUUUACAUGCAAGACAAAUUAAAAGAGUACAUGGGCUAUUCCAUUUCCCCCCUAUAGUUAAGUUCAACCCAUGGCUUUGGGUGGGACUGACGAAGCACCCUGCAUUCCUUCAGUCCUAUGCAUUUGGUGAGACUUGUGGAAGAAUCUUCCACAAAAUUGUAUGGCCCGUGUUUGGUGUCUUGCCUCCCGAGUCAUUCUUAAAACUCUCAGUGAAAAGUUAUCUAAAAUAUACUGACAGUACAACACUUGAACAGAAAUUCAGUCCCACCCUUCUGGCCACUAUAGUCUUAAUCUGAUUGUAUUGAAUCAGGACUUCAGGCUCUUGCUUUAUGUGAGCUUUAAGAAAAAGACAAAUUCUGUUUUGUGGCCUACUAGUGCUCAUUUAAAAAAAAAAUCACUGGAUUAACCUUUAAGCAUUAUUUUUAAAACUUGUCACAGGUUUUGUUUUUACUAAAUGAUUAACAUUGGCAGAGUAAUUUCUACUAUGGAAACUAUUAGAAUGUAAAUUUGGGAUACAUCAGAGGACGGGAGACUUUCUAAACAAGUUGUAUUAAGAUGAAAUAAAGAACACAAAUAUGCAAA